ACAGGUCCUGGGUAAGUAACGGAACGAUUGGAAUUCACUUCCAGGACCACCACUGUCCUUUGUUGAUGUUGUGACUUUAUAAAGACAGAUUCCAAUGAUCGAUGUCUUUGAAAGAUUUCUACUGAUUAUUGAGAUCUGGGUGUGAGGCUCAGGUCUGUCAUACAGAACAUCUUUCUAGCUCAAGGGACAUGAGCUUGGGACGUCCUGAGGUGGUGAAAGCAGCUAUAGAAAUAACUUCACAGUUAGAAGCCGAGGAAAUAUCUGAGAGUGGACAAUGAUCGGGAAAUCUUACUUCCUCCUGUCACUUCUCCAAGUUGGACUGUCACAAGAGUGGAAAGGUGACACUCCACGAGAGGUGACAGCACAUGAAAGUUCGUGUGUACAGAUUCCGUGUCAUUACAGUUAUCCAUCACAUUUGGAAAACCAACCACGAGGUGGAGUCUGGUUUAAUAAUGAGGAAUGGGGAUCAUCGUCUACAGCCUUUCACUCCCAGGAUCACAGUCACGAGUUACCACGGUUCCACCAUCGGACCCGGCUGUCUGGAGACCUGAAAGAUGGCGACUGUUCCCUGAUUAUAAACAACAUCAGACGGGAAGAUGCAGGACCUUAUUAUUUCAGAAUAGAAUUUGACAACAGAAAUAGUUACAGCUACUAUCCUGUAACCCAGCUUCACGUUUCUGAUAAACCCACGAUAUUCACUGCUGAAAUUAUUGUAGGAAAGCUUGUGGAUGUAAGCUGCACCUUCAACACAACGUGCAAUGGAACAGCAGCACCUGUCUUAACCUGGGACACUCCCACUGACGUACGUGGAUCAGUCUCAAACACUGUAACUCAGCAUGGUGUCACUCUGACCUAUACUUCUGUUCUGACCCUGAUCCCAUCACUCAAACACCACGGACACACUCUCAGCUGCAGAGUGAGAUAUCCAUCUGUUUCAUCGGAGCGGACCUUCGUACUAUCUGUGCAAGAUGCACCACAGAAUCUCUCAAUUAAUUCUCUUGAUGUGAUUAAUGCUUCAUCGAUCAAUAUAAUUGAGGGGAAUUCAGCAGUGAUAAUCUGCUCUGUCGAGAGCUUCCCAGCUUCUAACCUGACGUGGCGACAUCUUAAUGUCCCAAUGAACAGAACAAGUUCCAACAAUGAGCUGUGGUUGGUGAUUCCUCAUGUUACGUCCAGGGAUACUGGAGACUAUCAGUGUGCGGCAGAGAAUGAACAUGGAGCAGUGGAGGGGUUCAUAACCAUCACUGUGGAAUAUGCUCCACAGAAUCUCUCAUUUACUUCGCUUGAUAUGAUUAAUGCUUCAUCGAUCAAUAUAAUUGAGGGGAAUUCUACAGUGAUAAUCUGCUCUGUCGAGAGCUUCCCAGCUUCUAACCUGACGUGGCAACAUCUUAAUGUCCCAAUGAACAGAACAAUUUCCAACAAUAAGCUGUGGUUGGUGAUUCCUCACAUUACAUCCAGGGACACUGGAGACUAUCAGUGUGUGGCAGAGAAUGAACAUGGAGCAGUGGAGGGGUUCAUAACCAUCACUGUGGAACGUAGAGACUCAAGUAAAUGGACAGUAGGAUUGCUCACGGCUGGGAUCAUGUUGAGUGUUUUCCUGGCUGGAAUCUUAAUCUUCAUCUGCGUGAGAAAGAGAAAGACAGCGAUGGAGGAGAGAGGUUCAGGGACCAAUUACAUUGCAUUGACCCCCAGGUCACUCUCUGUAAAGCACCAGGGUAAACAGAACGUGCUGAUUACUGAGCCCUGAGACACAACCAGAGACACAACUAGCGAGAGGGAGACCCCAGCAACCUGGGAUCUCUCUGAAGGUCCAGUGGGAGGUGAUGCUGUACAUGGGAACCCCUACAAACCAGACGAGCUUCUCUACGCCAACAUCAACUUUUCAAAGCUGCCCAGCGGUGACAGGACUGUGCACAGGAGCGAGGAAGCAGAAUAUGCACAGAUCAGGUUCCAGAAAAACUGAGUGUGAAACAGGGAGCAGGGCUGUGGGGUGUGUGCAGCCAACAUGGCCAAAUAGUAAUGAACAGAAAUAUGAUGUUGCUCAACUUUUUUGAUUGGUUCUGAGUGAGCUUUCUGAAUGCUGUACCUUACUCCAUGCUGUAAAAGAUUGUGAGAAGCUUAUGAAUUAUGCAUAAUUUUACAUCUGUUAAUACAAGGUGAGGUGAGAG
Molecule: messenger RNA, 2165 nt
Organism: Carcharodon carcharias (great white shark)
Lineage: Eukaryota; Metazoa; Chordata; Chondrichthyes; Lamniformes; Lamnidae
Product: sialic acid-binding Ig-like lectin 10
Exons: 9
Coding region: 275-1744 (489 amino acids)
Source: RefSeq, a predicted model, not a curated record